Anguilla rostrata (American eel) is the source of this 3294-nucleotide messenger RNA. RefSeq names its product monoacylglycerol O-acyltransferase 3b (gene mogat3b). The record is from RefSeq and is a predicted model, not a curated record. Lineage: Eukaryota; Metazoa; Chordata; Actinopteri; Anguilliformes; Anguillidae. Gene Ontology annotation, molecular function: diacylglycerol O-acyltransferase activity. The transcript has 8 exons. Gene Ontology annotation, cellular component: endoplasmic reticulum membrane. The coding region runs from base 1284 to 2162 and encodes 292 amino acids. Gene Ontology annotation, biological process: triglyceride biosynthetic process.
AGAACACGUGUCAGUUUGCUGUUAAAGCGUCGGCUAGUUUACUUCAUAGUGCCGUAAGUUCCUGUUGGUUUUGAGCAAUACCGACAGAAUCGCGUCAGCCACGCUCCUGGAAUUACAAACUAGUGUAUUAACGUGAAAGCACUUUUCCCUCCACAUCAAAAUGCCCACUAGUUCAAACUAGACAAUUGUUGAUGAAUUAAUUAUUUGGCCCACAUAAUUACAUCGCGGGGGUCUGUGAAUAUUAACUGAUGCACGUCGUUUGGACGUCUCACCCCAUUGGCUCAAUCAAUGCCCACGACCCUUCGAUUAUGGCAGUUACUUGCAUAAGGAUUAAUGAAACCAAUUAGGUUUAUGGGUCUGCAGCCUCCCGCAUAGAACGUGGCUCUGGAAUUCGGACGUAGACAGCGAGACAGUGCCACAUGUUCCCAGGAGAGGACGCUGCGGUCCAAGAAGCGGUAAAUAGCAACGUUACCGACGUGAUUCUUAAUUCCCUUUCACCCGGUGUCCCGGCCAUGACGUUUAAAGGCAUGGGCAUGACGUUUAAUGGCCAAAAUAGUAGACAGACCGACGAGUUCCCUCAACAACGCUAUUUAUUCGGACACAUCAAUCAUCAUACGGCCAAAAAGCUACUAAACUUUUUUUAAACGACCAUACUCAAGGAAAGCACAGUAACGACACCUGGCCAGAAUAAUAAUAUCAGACAAUAUUGCUCAUUUUCACUUAAAAUGUACGCUUAUGUUGAGUCCGGGUGCUUUUUGUAGGGGGGGAAUUACAAUUCAGAUUUCACAACUGAACUGGUUUGUGCGAGAAAAAAAAAAAGCAAACCAGGCAACACCAGAGAAUCUUAAGAACGGCGCAAGGGUGUUCACUGCGGGGCUCCGCGUUUGAUUCUGACUUCAGUCUGCAGACACAAGAGGCCAGACUUUAACCCUUUCUCAGCCGUCUUAUCGCGAUCUUGGCUCCGUUGUGGGAGCCGGUUUGGUUCGUUGGUUCGAGAGCGCACCUGAGCCCCAGUUGGCACCUGGCUGGCUUUCCGACGCCAGUUUUCACGGCACCCCGGCGGUUGCUUAAGCCCUGAUUGGAGCUGAAGGUCAGAGCGUCGGGAUGGGGCUCAUAAAGCAGGCUGCUGAGAUGGCGCGGGAGACGAAGCAGUGCACGGAGUUCGUGCAGAAGCUCAGCGUGCUGCAGUGGGUCCUCACCUUCCUGUUCAUGGGUGUGGCCUGUACUGUGUUGAUGAUAUAUCUGCUGUUCACCUGUUCACAGGUGUGGCCUGUACUGUGUUGAUGGUAUAUCUGCUGUUCACCUCUCUGUGGCUCUUCCCCGUGCUCUACACCAUCUGGAUGCUGAUUGACUGGAACACUCCUGAGAGAGGGGGCAGGCAGGUUGAGUGGGUGAAGAACUGGGCUGUGUGGACACACCUCAGAAAUUACUUUCCUGUGAAGAUUGUGAAGACGGCCGAGCUGAGCCCCAACAGGAACUACAUCCUGGGCUCACACCCCCACGGGAUCAUGUGUGCGGGGGCCUUUACCUCCUUCUGCACCGGCUGCUCCGGAUUCUCCCAGGCAUUCCCGGGAAUGCGCCCCACCCUCGCCAUCCUGGCCGGGCUCUUCAAAAUGCCCCUGUACCGGGAGUACCUCAUGAGCGCAGGCAUGUGUCCGGUGAGCAGGCCCAGUCUGGAGUUCCUCCUCUCAGGGAACGGUAUGGGCAACGUGGUGGUGAUUGUGAUAGGGGGCGCUGCUGAGUCUCUGGCUUGCUUUCCGGGGAUGAACACCGUGGUCAUGAGACAGAGGAAGGGCUUUGUGCGGCUGGCCCUGGAGUGCGGGGCUGACCUGGUGCCAGUAUACUCUUUCGGGGAGAACGAGCUGUUUAAGCAGGUGGUGUUCCCGGAGGGCAGUGUGAUGCGCGUGCUGCAGACCGCCUUUAAGAAGGUCAUGGGGUUCGCUCCCUGCCUGUUCAUUGGCCAGAGCUGGGGCCUGGUGCCGUACAGCGUCCCCGUCACCACCGUCGUGGGGAGCCCCAUUUCCGUGCCCCAGGUCUCCCGCCCCUCAGAGGAGAUGGUGGAUCACUACCACAGCCUGUACAUGGAGGCGCUGACUCAGCUCUUUCACGCGCACAAGACCAGCUGCGGCCUUUCUGACACCCACCAGCUCCAAAUCAUCUAGAGCCCCACCCUGCACCCCCUGCAGAAGGCUCGCUGAACCCCUGCCCCGUCCCGUGCCCCGUCCCGUGCCCCGUCCCGAAUCGGCACAUGCCACCAAAACGCCAAAUCUGUACCAGAGUUUUAAACUGGGGUGCCUCGGCAGUGGUCCUGGAGACCCAUAGUCCAGCAUUCUCAGAGCCCAAGAUGACGGUCCGUUAAACCAGAUGGUUUGUGUGGCCCUGUAGGCCCUGUAACCCACCUGGCUGCCGUCUCUUCAGGUGUCAUGUAAGCAGAUACAGCUGCGUCUGCCGUUCGUCUUAAAUGACCAAUGAAAACCCCCGUGUCUUUCCUUUUUAAAUUAUCAUCCCCUCCCAUGUGUAAAGUACAACAUGACUUUAUAUAUUCAAAAUCUCAUUCCUGAAGUGUGUCAAGAUUUUGGAGAUACUUUGAACAAAAUGAAUGUGUUCUAGGGAUUACACUUGGACUGAAUAUCUUCUAAGAGAAUUCAUGCUGUCAGGAGUCGCUGGUGCUUCCAAGAAUAGAAUACCCUUAAUGCUCAAAUAAGAACUAAAACGGCUUUAAACCAAAUCUUAAGAGACAGAAUGAGUAUAUUUAACUGCCUUUGUUGUGGUUUUGUGGUCAUGAAUAGGCUCCUUACUGUCACCAUCUGUCUUUUGGUGUCAAAUUGACAGGAUUAUGUGGGAGGGGCUGUGAUUGGUGAAUGCUGUUUCUCAUAGCCAAUCAGAACUUGAUUUGAAUGAUGCUGUUGAAGAGGAAUGUCUGGAUGCUUUUCUCAUUAGAUAUGAGGAUAUCUAGAGGGUGAUUGCAUCAUGGUGGAAGGCUUUGUAUUACGAGAACCCUUUGUGAUGGAAUUUAAAAAUAUAUUCUGUGUUUCUAAUCGCGGUUAAACACACUGGUUCUGUUCUGCUUUGGGAAACGCUUUACAGAUCCAGCAGUGUACCUAAUGUAGGAAUUCAGUACCACAUCUAACACUGGGAGUGUGUUGUGUGUUUGCGCUGUGUCUUCUGACUAGUUAAAAGCCAAAGAUCAUUCUGCUUCCCUGGGGGAGUUUCACCCAUGAAUAUGAACAUGUGUAAAAAAUGCCUUAAAUAAUUAAAUUAGACCAUCUUGCCCAUUUUCGCAUAAAAUGUAUG